UCAGAUAAGAAAGCAGUAAUUCAAACUCAAUUAUAUAAACGAGAUCAGAGAGGAUUUAUCCUGAAGGAUAUAAAAUGAACCAAGAGCUUGUAGUCUGGGUCAUUAUAUGAUCAGCUCCCCAAUGCAAAGUAAGCAUGACUGCUAUCUACCUGAUGUCCAUGCUUUUUGGCCUUGCAUGUGGGCAAGUAAUGUCUUUUUGUUUUCCAACUGAGUAUACAAUGCAUGUCGAAAGGAACGAGUGCGCUUAUUGCCUAACCAUCAACACUACCAUCUGUGCUGGAUAUUGUAUGACACGGGAUAUCAAUGGCAAGCUCUUUCUUCCCAAAUAUGCUCUGUCCCAGGAUGUUUGUACAUAUAGAGACUUCAUGUACAAGACUGUAGAAAUACCAGGAUGCCCACGCCAUGUCACUCCCUAUUUCUCCUACCCCGUAGCUGUAAGCUGUAAGUGUGGCAAGUGUAAUACUGACUCCAGUGAGUGUAUACAUGAGGCCAUCAAGACAAACUAUUGUACCAAACCUCAGAAGUCCUAUGUGGUGGGAUUUUCUAUCUAACUUCUAUAGUGAUGUAACUUGCAAUUCAGUUAAAUGUGUUCACCUGGAAUAAAAUUAAUAAAAUGUGAAUAUAUUUCACAA
Messenger RNA from Enhydra lutris kenyoni (northern sea otter), 632 nucleotides. It is a transcript of the gene TSHB, whose product is annotated as thyroid stimulating hormone beta. Gene Ontology annotation, biological process: G protein-coupled receptor signaling pathway. The transcript has 3 exons. Gene Ontology annotation, molecular function: hormone activity. The record is from RefSeq and is a predicted model, not a curated record. Bases 135 to 551 code for a protein of 138 amino acids. Gene Ontology annotation, cellular component: cytoplasm; extracellular region. Lineage: Eukaryota; Metazoa; Chordata; Mammalia; Carnivora; Mustelidae.